AUGACUUCCGACGCAAAACCAACUCAUGUAACUUAUACGCGCCUUGGCAAUUCUGGGCUGAAGAUCUCGAACCCUGUUCUCGGUGCCAUGUCUUUUGGUAAUUCCAACUGGGCGGGACCAUGGAUCCUAGGCGAGGAUGAAGCUCUUCCAAUUCUGAAAGCCGCAUAUGAUAAUGGCAUCAACACCUGGGACACGGCGAAUGUUUACGGUUAUGGUGACUCGGAGAGGAUCAUUGCGAAGGCUAUUAAGAACUUUAAAAUUCCACGAGAGAGAUUGGUCAUUAUGACUAAGUGCAAUGGAACAGUAGGAGACCCUGGUACUAGUAUGAUGGAUAUGCUCAAGAUUCCAAACAUUCCAUACACGAAGGAAUAUGUAAACCAGCAAGGGCUCUCUCGAAAAGCUAUCUUCUCUGCCGUAGACGCGUCAUUAAAGCGUCUUGAAACAGAUUACAUCGACCUCCUCCAGAUCCACCGUUGCGAUAGCAACACGCCCUUUGAAGAAACCAUGGAAGCCCUUCACGACCUCGUGAAAAGCGGCAAAGUUCGCUAUAUCGGUGCAUCCUCCAUGUGGACCUGGCAAUUCAGCGAAUACCAACAUAUUGCCGCCAUCAACAAGUGGACGAAAUUCAUCUCCAUGCAAAACCACUAUAGCCUCCUCUACCGUGAAGAAGAGCGAGAAAUGAUACCCUACUGCAAGGCCACCGGGGUUGGUAUUAUCCCCUGGUCACCCCUCGCUCGCGGCCAUCUUGCACGACCUGCUGGAACCGGAGGAAAGAGUGUGCGGGGUGGAAUGGAAGAGAAUAGAUCGAAAUCAGCUUCAAAGGGGCUGUACACCAUAGGUGCAACGGAGACGGAUGCAAAGAUCAUAGGGAGGGUCGAAGAAAUUGCAAAGAAGAGAGGGUGGAGCAUGGCUACAGUAGCAUUGGCGUGGAUCAAUGGAAAGGUCACAGCACCGAUCAUAGGGAUGGGGAGCGUGGAGAGGGUUUUAGAAGGAUUAGAGGUGGGUUCGAAGUUGUUAGAUGAGGAGGAGGUCAAGUAUUUAGAGGAACUGUACGAACCUUUACCAGUUAUGGGACACACCUAA
Messenger RNA from Morchella importuna, 1083 nucleotides. RefSeq lists its product as uncharacterized. Bases 1 to 1083 code for a protein of 360 amino acids. Lineage: Eukaryota; Fungi; Ascomycota; Pezizomycetes; Pezizales; Morchellaceae. The transcript is spliced from 4 exons. The record is from RefSeq and is a predicted model, not a curated record.